AUGCAUGACUACAAAGUCUCUAGGCUUUUUGAUAUUCCUUUUAAGACAAAACAUGUAAUCAUAAGGCAGGAAGUUAUGUGGAGUCCACCACCUGCUAAUAAGGUUAAAUUCAAUUGUGAUGGUUCAACUGUAGGGGCUCAGUCUUGUGGGGCCGUUGGAUUUGUCAUCAGAGACUCUAAUAGUACCUUUCUAGGAGCCAUUUCUAGUAACAUAGGGCAUGCUACUGCUCUUGAAGCAGAAUUCUCUGCUUGCUUACUAGCUAUUGAAACUGCUAUGGAGAUGCAACUGAACCAAAUAUGCUUGGAAACCGACUCUAUUAGAGUGGUCAAUGCUUUCAGAAAAAACACAGGGAUUCCCUGGCAGAUGAGAGUUAGGUGGCAUAACUGUUUGAAAUUCUGCAAUAAUAUUGACUGUUCUUGUGUCCAUGUGCUCAGGGAAGGGAAUCAGGUUGCAGAUGCCUUAGCAAAGAAUGGACAGGGUCUCGCGAUGUUCUCCUCUCAAUGGUGGUCCACACCCCCCACUUCCAUUCUAGCUAUUCUUUAUAGGGAUAGUAUAGGGUUAGCUUACUCUAGACUAUCUACAGUUAAAUUUUGCCCUCCCUUUGUUUUUGAGGUGCUUUUUGCUGUUUUUGCUCUGUUUUUUAAACUGUUUGAUGUAAGUGGUUCAGGCUGCACCUGGUUUUUCUAA
Molecule: messenger RNA, 687 nt
Organism: Medicago truncatula (barrel medic)
Lineage: Eukaryota; Viridiplantae; Streptophyta; Magnoliopsida; Fabales; Fabaceae
Exons: 1
Coding region: 1-687 (228 amino acids)
Molecular function (GO): RNA-DNA hybrid ribonuclease activity; nucleic acid binding
Source: RefSeq, a predicted model, not a curated record